Messenger RNA from Pipistrellus nathusii (Nathusius's pipistrelle), 2034 nucleotides. NCBI's taxonomy places the organism in Eukaryota, Metazoa, Chordata, Mammalia, Chiroptera, Vespertilionidae. The record is from the annotation of a GenBank genome assembly.
AUGGCGGCGGGUGGCGGCCGAGUCGCCGACUCCCUGUCUUCCGCGGGGGUCCCCUGCGCCUUCUCCCCGCACAGUCAGGCCUUCUUCGCCUUGGCGUCCGCAGAUGGUCACCUGCGAGUGUGGGAGACAGCCAACAACCGGCUACACCAAGAGUACGUGCCUUCCGCGCACCUCAGCGGUACCUGCACCUGCCUGGCAUGGGCGCCAACGCGGUUGCAGGCCAAGGAAAGUCCCCAGAGGAAAAAAAGGAAAUCAGAACCUAUAGAAACAAGUAACCAGAUUGACUUGUUGGCUCUUGGCACAGCAGUUGGUAGUAUUUUAUUAUACAGCACAGUAAAAGGAGAAUUACACAGUAAAUUAGUAAGCGGUGGACAUGACAACAAAGUCAAUUGCAUACAGUGGCAUCAAGACAAUGGCUGUUUGUAUAGUUGUUCAGAUGAUAAACAUAUUGUGGAAUGGAAUACACAGACGUGCAAAGUAAAGUGCAAAUGGAAAGGUGACAACAGCAGUGUUAGUUCCCUGUGUAUCAGCCCAGAUGGAAAGAUGUUGCUUUCAGCUGGUCGAACAAUCAAACUAUGGGUUUUGGAGACCAAAGAACUAUACAGACACUUCACGGGACAUGCAACGCCAGUUUCAUCACUUAGGUUCACUACUAUCAGACCUCCUAAUGAGAGCCAGCCAUUUGAUGGAAUUUCAGGUCUUUAUUUUCUAUCUGGAGCAGUACAUGACCGGUUACUUAAUGUCUGGCAAGUCCGGUCAGAAAACAAACAGAAGAAUGCAGUGAUGUCUUUCACAGUUACAGAUGAACCUAUCUAUAUUGACUUGACUUUGUCAGAAAACAAAGAAGAGCCCGUUAAAUUAGCUGUUGUUUGCAGAGAUGGUCAAGUUCACCUUUUUGAACACAUAUUAAAUGGAUACUGCAAAAAGCCUUUUACUUCAAACUGCACAAUUCAGAUAGCGACACCUGGGAAAGGCAAGAAAUCAACACCAAAACCCAUCCCUAUUCUAGCGGCAGGUUUUUGCUCAGACAAAAAUUCCUUGUUGCUUGUAUAUGGCAAUUGGUUUCAGCCCACCAUUGAGCGAGUGGCUUUAAAUUCCAAAGAACCUCAUAUGUGCUUAGUAAGAGAUAUUUCAAACUGCUGGGCUCCAACAGUAGAAACAGCUAUAACUAAGGUGAGAACACCAGUGAUGAAUUCUGAAGCAAAAGUGCUGGUGCCCGGGCUACCUGGUCAUCAUGCAGCCAUCAAGCCUGCUCCUCCACAAACUGAGGAAGUAGAGAACAAGAGAAAAUUAGGGGAAAAGGAGGUUAGCAUUGAAGAACGCCUGGGAUCAUUGAAUAUAGAAUCAAAGAAAGAAAAGGACGACCUACAGACAAACAGUUUUCCAGUUCUUCUGGCACAGGGUUUAGAAAGUAAUGAUUUUGAAAUGCUAAAUAAAGUACUUCAAACUAGGAAUUUAAACCUAAUAAAGAGGACUGUAUUAAGGAUGCCCCUGCAUGCUGUUAUUCCAUUGUUGCAAGAGCUUACAAAGAGAUUGCAAGGUCAUCCUAAUAGUGCUGUUUUAAUGGUUCAGUGGCUAAAAUGUGUGUUAACAGUCCAUGCAUCAUAUCUAUCCACAUUGCCUGACCUGGUACCCCAGCUGGGUACACUAUACCAGUUAAUGGAAAGCAGAGUAAAAACUUUCCAGAAACUUUCACACCUUCAUGGAAAGCUUAUUCUUCUUAUCACACAAGUCACUGCUUCGGAAAAAACAAAGGGGAUGACUUCUCCUGAACAGAAGGCAAAAUUGGUGUAUGAAGAAGAAUCUUCUGAAGAGGAAUCGGAUGAUGAAAUAGAUAAAGAUUCUGAUGAUAAUUGGGAUGAAGAAGAGGAAGAGAAAGAAAGUGAAAAAGAUGAGGAGGUUGAUGAAGAGGAGGAAGAUGAGGAUUCGGAAGAAAAAGAUGAAGAAAAUGGUGAGGACAGAGAUGUGACAAGUGAAAAAGAAUUAAAUGGAGAUUCUGAUUUGGAUUCUAACAAUGAAAGUGAAGAGGAAUGA